AUGGCCGCUCCGGCCCCGGCGUCCACUCCCGCCCCGGUUCCUUCCCCGUCUCGUGGCAUGGCUAGCCCGUUGCGUUGGGGAGAUGUGUCCUCGUCGAAGGACGAGGGGCUCUACCGCUCGCGCUCCUACUGCGAGGUUCUGCGGAGCUGCUCGCCGCCGUCCGGGCCCUCGUCGCCCCGCCGGUCCCCCGUGCCGGUGCCCCGCUCCCCCGCCUCCCCCACCCCGCGGGUUCCCCGCGCCCUGCGCCGAGCUCUCCGCCGCCCCAAGCUCCGCGCUUGGCCUCCAUCGUCGUCGGGAGGCCCCCCCCCCCCCGACCCCUCGCGGCGGUUGGCAGACCGCGGGCAGCAAGCGUCGCCGGCCGCGGCGUCGUCCGGUCUCCCCGCCUCUCCCCUCCAUGAACAUCCGCCCGGGCUUGCCUCCGGAUCUGGCGGGGCUCUGCUUCAAAUGCCUCAGCGAGGAGCACGUUGCCGGCAUGUGCACCAACGAGCGAGUCUGCCUCCGCUGCCGUCAGCCUAG
Molecule: messenger RNA, 516 nt
Organism: Aegilops tauschii subsp. strangulata
Lineage: Eukaryota; Viridiplantae; Streptophyta; Magnoliopsida; Poales; Poaceae
Source: RefSeq, a predicted model, not a curated record